Symbiodinium sp. CCMP2456 is the source of this 2243-nucleotide messenger RNA. The record is from the annotation of a GenBank genome assembly. NCBI's taxonomy places the organism in Eukaryota, Dinophyceae, Suessiales, Symbiodiniaceae.
AUGCGCCGCUGGACUCUGCGAGUUCUCCGCGGCCACCGGGGCUACGCAGACUUGCGUCUCUCGACGCUUCGACAUGCUCUGGACACAAGCGUCGACGGCCUGGUCGGCGUGGGCCAGUUGGCAGCUCGCCACAAGGAAGCGUACUUCCCAGUCCCAAAGCCUUUCGGGCUUCACUGCGUGCGUGGCUACGAAGUGCACGAGCUACUGCAAAACUACACGAAUGAGUCGCGCAGCGAUGUGCUGACCCCUUCAGCCUCCGUGGCGGCGCACAGCAGCUACGCCGUGGCGAAUGAGUUUCCCUGGUUUCCCUUCUUAUCUUGCCUGGAGACAUUCCCUGAGGCAAAGGAGGCCGUCGCCAGUGCCAUUCUCCAAGCUCUCCCUGAAGGCAGCAAGCUUGGAAGACGCUGGUGGUUUGCGUACGAAUUGUUCUUCGAGCGCCUACAACAUCCGGACUGGGAUGGGCAGUUCGAGGCCGUGCCGUUCCUGCCGCCGGAACGGUUUUUCUGCACCUCUGGAAGGUUAUCGGCUCGCCAUGGCGUGCUCGACAACUUGCUGGGUGGCAAAGACUUCUGCCCAACUGUCGAGAAGUUCGCCGGCGCCGAAGAGGCUGUUGAGACGUUUCGUGCGGAGCUUAUGGACGUUCUGUCGCCCAUUUGUAUGAUGACCGUCAAGGACUUCUUAACCGAUGCUGGUCUUCGCCAAGGGGCGGCUGUGGAUGAGGAAAAGUGGCAGCGCCUUCUCAGGCAGCUUACGGAAGGAGGCUUGCUCAUGACCGUGGACGAGCGCGCUGAGCUGCGUGAGCAACUGGGUGGCGCGCCAAUGGAUGCAGGUCGCCUUGUCAACUUCGCUUCUUGGCUUCGAGGCGAUUCCGCGCUGGCAUUUCGACUGCGAGAACAUCUCCUCGGUGUCGUGCCGAUUGACCUGCAGUGGCACGCCCCUGGCGAGGUCUUUUUGGACCGGCUUUCGCGAGUGAUCUCCUCGGUUGAGACCCGAGCAUCGCAGCUAUUGGAGGGCGAGCUGCCACCCGAUCGAAAGGAGCGCUUCUUCGUGGAUGCGAUUUCGAAGCCAUGGACUCGCAGCGACGUCGUUGUGAACAUGGAUUUGAUAGCUCGCCUCCAGCAGGGCCUUCUUUCCACGGGGCGGUACGAGGAGGUCCAGAAGACGCAGGUGAAAGGUGAGCCGCGACGCACUACACAGAACUGGAUUUCCUCGGAGAAGCAUGAUGAUGAGUACGGCAAGGAGGUUGUCCUCCACUACUUGCCACCACCUCCGAACUUUCUGCCAGAGCUGUACAAAGGUUACUUCGAGUGUGUCCACAGGAUGUUGGAGGACCCAGACAUGGAUCCGAUCGUUUGUGCCACCAUCGCGAAGAUUGCCCUCAACACGCUCCACCCAAUGGCAGAUGGCAAUGGGCGGGUGCAGCGGAUGAUCUUCCAGCUGGUGCUCUUUAGGUUCAACUUCCUCCCGCGAGUGAACAUCCCCGUGUCUGUGGUAAUGCUGCAGGAUCGUACUGGCUACGAGGUGAUGCAGCAAGGGCACGUGGACCAGAUCAUGGCAGGUCUGAAGCAUCAUCGGCUUCGACUGCCUGGAGAGGACGAGGAUUCGUUUCAGCACAUCGAUCCCAAAGAAGGUCUCAGGGCCGUCUACAAGUACCAGGACUUCACCUUUGCUGUGAGCUGCAUGACGAAGCUGAUGCAGAACACACUGCCAGUGCUCGCAGCGAAGGCCUACUUCCUUCGUCGUUUCGACUGGCGCGUGGACGAGCUGCUCAAAGACGAUGCAUUGCUGCCACCAAGGGCAGCCACCAAGAUAGCCAAGACCUUCAAGAACGACGCGACGCGUGGAGUGUCCUAUGCAAAGGUUCUCAAGCUGAUCUUCUUGGACGGCUGGUGGAUCGGCUUCCGCAGAAUUGGACACUUUUUGCGCACUGCUGCCCAUCCAGAUGAUCUCUUCGGCUAUCGGCAGUUUCGGCGCCGCCUUGCAGCUGUUCUUGAGAGGUCUCACCGCCGCCGGUUUCUGAUGUCUUCGGGUCAGCAAGCACAGCAAGACAAAAUCCUCGCGCAAGCACGAUCCAAGGACUCUACAGGUCGUGUGCGUUGGGUAGCGGUCUCGCUGGAUAAGUUCUACACAUCCGAGACGGCCCUGCGGAGGGUUGUCGAGCGCUCAGUUCCUGGAGAUGCAGUCAUUGCCAUCCACUAUCCGAACAUGGCCGCGGACCUGGUUCCCGAGGGGCUCUUCCCCGA